Molecule: messenger RNA, 2871 nt
Organism: Polyodon spathula (Mississippi paddlefish)
Lineage: Eukaryota; Metazoa; Chordata; Actinopteri; Acipenseriformes; Polyodontidae
Product: rho GTPase-activating protein 6-like
Exons: 12
Coding region: 98-2089 (663 amino acids)
Biological process (GO): signal transduction
Source: RefSeq, a predicted model, not a curated record
GUCUUUUAAAAUGGAUUUAAACCCUUCCUAAUCUCCUCUUCUGUGGAUCUCUUUCAAGCUUCACUGCUCCCUGAUAGGAGAACAGACCUGGAGCACAAUGCUUGGACAGAGUGUCAAACUGUUCCCUGCUCCCAUUCAGAGUCUCUCAGAGCUGGAGAGAGCCAACCUGCAGAAAGUUGCCUUCUUCCAUCUGCAACAGAACAACAAACUUAACUGUCAAAUCACCAUUCCCAAAGGGGGUCCGAAAAGGAGGAAACCAUUACGAAGAAAGUUGGAUUCCUUUUCUAAAGAAAGAAAAGAUAAAGAAAGCAGUCCCAAGGCUUUCGGGAUUCCAUUGUCUCAAGUGAUUUGUAAUGAUCGGCAUCAGAAGCAGAAACAGGAUGCGGUAAAGGAGAGCCGCAGGGACUGCCUGAACCUGGAAGCCAGCGUCAUGAGGUUCAGAGCUCAGAAGCAAAAUAAACUGUACAACAGCAACUUCUCUCUGGUGUCCUCCUUUGAUUUUCAGAAUGAACCACUCUCUCCAACGUUCAUGGAUAAUGGGGCAAGGGUCCAAAGGAGGGGAGGUAUGUCUGUGGAUUCGAUCACGGAUUUAGAUGACAGUCAGUCCCGGUUACUGGAAGCUCUUCACCUCUCCCACCCUCAAGAGCUGGAAAGUAAGAGAGAUAAAGGACGAGUUACAAAACUCAGCCUCAACCCUAUUUACAGGCAGGUCCCUCGAAUUAUGGACAGUUGCUGCCAACACAUCGAAAUGUACGGCUUGCAGACAGUGGGGAUUUUCAGAGUGGGGAGCUCCAAGAAAAGGGUCAGACAGUUGCGAGAGGAGUUUGACCAAGGCAAUGAUGUGAUUCUCGAUGAUGAUCAGAGUGUCCAUGAUGUGGCAGCUCUGCUAAAGGAAUUCCUGCGUGAGAUGCCAGACCCACUGCUUCCCAGGGAGUUAUACACAGCAUUUCUCAUUUCGUCUGCGAUGGACACAGAGGAGCAACUCUCAUUCCUGCAGCUCCUGCUAUAUCUUCUGCCACCGUGUAAUUGCGACACCCUCUACAGGCUAUUGCAGUUCCUGAGCAAAGUGGCAAGCUGUGCUCAGAAUUAUACUGGACCAGAUGGGCAGGAGAUUGCUGGUAAUAAGAUGACUGCAGCUAAUUUGGCUACAAUUUUUGGACCAAACCUCCUCCAGAAAGAGAAAGUGCCAGAAAAGGAUUACAGUCUGAAGUCUUUGGGGGUGGAAGACAGCCCAUCCAUCAUCACAGUGGUCCAGAGACUUAUAGAGAACUAUGAAUCAUUAUUUACAGUGUCUGCUGAAUUACAGCAAGAGGUACUAAUGAGCCUUCUCCAGAGCGAACCAGAUGUCAUAGACUAUCUUUUGAGGAGGAAACUAAGGAAGCUCUCAACUGUCUCUGAGAAGACCAAUGCAACUUCAUCCACUGAUGGACAUUAUUUCUCGGAAUCCUCCUACGACUCAAGCAGUCUCUCGAGUGGAUAUAUGUAUAGCUUGGACUCGUCUCCUCAUUUCUCCGAGCAACAGCCCAGAGAAAACCUUGAAGAAGGCAGCCUGAGUGCAGAAAUAUUCUUUAGCUUACUAAGACCUUUGGAUCUGUUAAAUCAGCAAAGAAAAUGUUCUUCUGAAGAAACACAUGGAAGACUUGGACAAAACAGAACCUCUAAAUCUCAUCACAACCUGACGUCCAUAGGUCUACCUUCUCACACAAAUGCAGCCGAGGAAAAAGUGCCUUGCAAAUUUGUAGCUGGUCCUCCGAUUCUCCCUCUGGCCAAGCAUGAGGGAUACCCAAGUCCACAACAGAAGGAUCGAAUUCAACUCACGGACAACAAAUCAGAACAUUUCUCUCAGGACGAUGCUGCUGUGCUUGAUCUUCACCAGAUACUUCGUUUUAGCCCAUCCUCUUCCACUACAGUUGGUGGGGAAAUGCAAGCCAGUUCCAGUAGUUCAAAUGCUAACCACUCUACACAAAUUAAUCAGCAAAGAGAGGCUGUAGACAGAAUAUGGGUAAAACAGGAUUUGGGUACACUAACUGAGGAACCAAGGAGCCCUAAUUUAGGCGAUUUUCUUACUGAAUGUGAAACUCUUGUAUGAACUCAUUUUCAGGUCAUAGCUGUAGGAAGUGUAAAUAUUCAGAAAGCUGUCUGGUCUAUUUUAAAACCACAGACUGGCCCAUUGAAAUGGGAAAUUUCUUGUCAUAUCAAAAUAUGGUCAGCAAAUUUUCAGUCCUAGGUGAAUCCAAUAAUUUGCAAUAAGAUUUAAGUGAACUUUGGCCUGAAUGAUCAAGGGGCCCAUGGUGUAUCAGAACUGGAUCCACAUCAUGGUUAUGCCAAAUCCAAUCUGGUACAUUGGUCCUCAAUGUGGCCGACUAUGUAGAUCUCAUUGAAACCGUCGCCAUUUGUUAUUCAGCAUAUUCCAAGAACAUGUACUUUCUCUGCUUGACUAUUUUGACUAACAUACAGCUCAGAGUGGUCACAUAUGAAAUACUGAGGAUAUUUAUCUUCACCUAGCUACAUAUCACAAUGUUAAAACUAUGAUUUCCAAUAUAAAAAUGGUUUUUGUUCCAACUGUCCUAAAUUACUUAAUUGGACCAAUUAUAACCAUUGAUUGUUCUAAUUAAGUAAUUUAAAAAGGCACAGUUGGAACAAAAAGCAGGUGGGACAAAGGCCCUCCAGGACCUGGAUUGGACACCCCUGGUAUAAAGUGUGUUCUUUUGAGUCUUAUUGAAAGACCCCACUUCAGUGUUAUCAGUGUAUUUGCUUGUUGAUGGUGUUUUUGAUGGUCUCUAGAACAGCGGUUCCCAAACUUUUUGGGCUGCACCCCCAUCAUCCUCUUGUCUGUUGUACUUAACACACACAAACACACCACUCCUCCCU